GGUGCCAGCAUCUCUCUCCUGUCACUGUCAGUGUUUCUCCCGGAGAGGAGGACAAGACGCCUGACAGCGCUUUACAUCUCCCUCGUCUUGAUGCAGCAUCCGCGCUGAACUGCGUGCCCGUCGCCAUGGUGACAGUGCAGCUUCAGCACCACCGCUGUCAUCCACAAACCUUAAUUUUAGACGGCUGUCAUUUCUUGCCUUACAUCACUAGCCUCCCGUUGACGUUAUUUUUCAUGCAUGGCAACCAUGUUAUUUGAUUUGACUUGGCGACUGUGUGUGCAGUCACGCUUGUAAACGUUCUUCGUGCGUAAACGUGGUGACGACGAGACCACGCCGCGGUGAUCCAGUUGACGACAGAGGCGAGGAGGGGGCGAGCCCUGAUGCUACUGCACCCGAGUCGACGAGAUCCGCGAUCCGCGACGCACGAUUCACACCGGUGGAGCUGAAGAUGGUAGCGGUGCACGCCUCUGCGCACUCCGUGGCCUCCUUAGAGUGGAUCAUCUGCCUGGACAAGAGGCCAGCAGAACGCUCGGGAGAAGAUGUGGAUAUCAUUCUGGCUCGGCUGAAGGGUGUGAAGGCCUUCGAGAAGUUUCACCCCAACCUGCUGCAGCAGAUCUGCAUGUGUGGCUUCUAUGAGUACCUGGAGAAAGGCAUCACCUUGUAUCGGCAGGGUGACAUCGGCACCAGCUGGUACGCGGUUCUGUCUGGAUCUCUGGAUGUGAAAGUGUCUGAGACGGCCAACCAUCAGGAUGCUGUAACGAUCUGUACUUUGGGAGUGGGGACGGCAUUUGGGGAGUCAAUUCUGGAUAACACUCCUCGACAUGCCACGAUUGUCAGCCGAGAGAACAGUGAACUUCUGCGCAUCGAACAGAGGGAGUUCAAAACCCUGUGGGAGAAAUACAGACAGUGCAUGGCUGGGCUUCUAGCACCGCCGUAUGGAGUGAUGGACAGCGGGGCUACAAAUGAUAGAAUGAUGGACAAAGAGAAUCUCAACAGCGACCCUCUCAAUUUUAUGUCCAAAAACCUGAAUAAGGUCCCGUCAGAGAAGAUUUUGAGGGCAGAAAAAGUCUUACGUAAUGCUAUACUGGCCAGAGCUCCUCACAUGAUCAGAGAUAGAAAAUAUCAUCUGAAAACCUACAGGCAGUGUUGUGUGGGCACUGAGCUGGUCGACUGGCUGCUUCAGCAGAGCUCGUGUGUUCACAGUCGGGCUCACGCUGUGGGAAUGUGGCAGGUGCUGCUGGAGGAAGGGGUCCUGAAUCACGUCGACCAUGAGCUGAACUUUCAAGAUAAGUACCUCUUUUACCGUUUCCUUGAUGACGAGGAGGAGGAUGCGGUGUUGCCUAGCGAUGAUGAGAAACGUGAAGCUGAGGAAGAGCUGCAGGAGACCCUCCUCUUCCUUUCCCAGAUCGGCCCUGAUGCCCACAUGCGAAUGAUCCUCAGGAAACCGCCAGGUCAAAGAACAGCUGAAGACCUGGAGAUUAUUUAUGAUGAGCUGCUGCAUAUCAAAGCUCUCUCUCAUCUGUCUAACACUGUGAAGCGAGAGCUCGCCGGGGUCCUCAUCUUCGAGUCACAUGCCAAAGCAGGCACUGUGUUGUUUAAUCAAGGGGAGGAAGGCACUUCUUGGUAUAUUAUCCAGAAGGGAUCAGUAAAUGUAGUUAUCUAUGGCAAGGGUGUGGUGUGCACGCUGCAUGAAGGAGAUGAUUUUGGCAAACUGGCCUUGGUGAACGAUGCCCCCCGCGCUGCUUCCAUCGUACUCAGAGAGGACAACUGCCACUUCCUGAGAGUGGACAAAGAGGACUUCAACCGUAUACUCAGGGAUGUAGAAGCAAACACUGUGCGUCUAAAAGAGCAUGACCAAGAUGUUCUGGUGCUACAGAAGAGUCUCCGGCCCUCCAGCCAUGGAAACAUCCAAGCCCACUUCAAAUACACUGUGAUGUCAGGAAGCCCAGAGAAGAUUCUGGAGCAUCUGCUGGAGACAAUGCGACUGGACAUUCAUUUCUCUGACCCAGAUCCAGCUCUUGAUGAUUUUGCGCUCAUGCAUUGCGUCUUCAUGCCCAACAGCCAGCUGUGCCCCGCCCUUCUGGCCCACUACCACUCUCAGGCCUCUCAAGGCUCAGAGCAGGAGCGUCUAGACUACUCUGUUUCCAGCAAGAGACGGGUGCUCAGCUUGGCUCUGCGCUGGGCUGCCCUGCAGGGCCACCAUCUGCUGGAGGAUGACACCGCGCUCAGCUUCCUGGAGGAGCUGCAUGGGUUUGCAACUAAUGAUGCAAGAGUUUUGCGUCCACUGAAGGAGCUACUUCCUGAGCUGGAGAGGAUCAUCAAGCAGUAUCCAGAUGAUGCACGAACCUCUCAAAAAAAGCAUAAAGUCCUGCUGCGACAGUUCAGCUCUGGAGAGGAGCGGCUUGCAAAAAAGCAGCCAAUAAGGAGCUUUGAUGACAUUCUCCUGAAGGUGUACUGCAGCGAUCACACUUACACCACUAUUCGUGUUCCUGUGCUGGCCACGGGGAGAGAGGUGACCGCAGCUGUAGCGGAUAAACUGGGAUCCACUGAAGAGCUGCUUUUGAUAAACCUCAGUGCAUCUGGAGAGAAGCAGAUUUUAAAGCCCAAUGAUGUAUCGGUGUUUCAGUCGCUAGGAGUGAACGGCCGAUUGUUUGUCUGCUCCAGAGAACAGCUUGAUUCACUGAAUCCUCUUCCAGAGCAGGACGGUCCCUCCACAGGCUCGAUGUCCAGUUUUGAGCUGAUGAGCUCUAAAGACCUGGCCUUCCAGAUGACACAAUAUGACUGGGAGCUUUUCAGUUGUGUACAUGAGUAUGAGCUGGUGUAUCAUACGUUCGGACGGCAGGCGUACAGACGCUCUACAGCAAAUCUAGAGCUGUUUCUGAAGCGCUUUAAUCAGGUUCAGCUGUGGGUGGUCACAGAGGUUUGUCUGUGCGGGACGCUCAGUAAACGGGUACAGCUACUCAAAAAGUUCAUCAAGAUUGCCGCCCACUGUAGGGAGUUCAAGAAUCUGAACUCUUUCUUUGCCAUUAUUAUGGGCAUGUGCAACCCAGCAGUCAGCAGACUCAGCCAGACAUGGGAGAAACUGCCUAGUAAAUUCAAGAAGUUCUACGCGGAGUUUGAGAGUUUACUAGAUCCAUCCAGGAAUCACCGUGCAUACCGCCUCACUGUGGCUAAGAUGGAGCCGCCAAUCAUUCCCUUUAUGCCUCUCCUCAUUAAAGACAUGACAUUCACUCAUGAGGGGAACAAGACUUUUAUUGAUGGACUGGUGAACUUUGAGAAGAUGCGGCUGAUUGCUAACACAGUCCGGGCGAUGAGGCACUGCAGGAGCCAGCCGUUCAAUGCUGAGGUGUCUCCAGCUAGCAAGAACCCACAGGAAGUGAGGAAUUAUGUGCGUCAAUUGAAUGUGAUUGACAACCAGAGAACCUUAUCCCAGCUGUCCUUCAGACUGGAGCCGAGACGGGGCUAAAGACCAAUGCUCAGACUUUUUCUCUUGUUUUCCAUCCCUCUCUCUCUCUAUUUGAAAUACAUCCACUGUAUAUCCAGUUUACAGUAGAACUCAAUUUUACAUCGAUCAGCUGCUAGAGCAGCUGAAUGCUGACUGUAUGUGCUUUCACUGCCAACUGAACUACAUGUGCAAGAUGCAUUCUCAUAAGUAUGAUUGUUUGUGUGCGUGUGCGAGUUGCAUGUUAAUGACUUCAGUCAGCAUAAGAGCUACCUUGGUUGAAAGUGUGUGUUUGUGUGUGUGUAAGCAGAAUGCACUUGGUAAAAGUGUUCAUUCUUAGAUCCAGUUAUGUGAGGCCCUUGUUCAUUCCCAUGAUACAACAGUGUAAACCUGCUGCCUGUGCUCAAGCCUGCAUUUCUACGAUCCUACGAAACCUUCAGAACAAUCCUAAAAAUAAGAGUUUAGUACAAGCUACAUAUCAUGCAUACAAAAAACAGUGACACAAUGAUCGUAUCCCCGCCGCAGAAAAUGAAUCAUUGGUACUCUGUAAAACCAUCCAGGCCUCAAUGUCUUGUGGUAUGUUGUUUUAAGUCAUAUAAAUGUCAGUAUUCUGGCUCAAGGACUAUUUUUUAUCACUGGUUAAAUUGUGUGCUAGUAACUUACCUCUCGCCAUAGCGUGUAGCAUUAUUGAGAUCAUUUUGUACAUUGAGUUAUAUUUUUGGAUAUGGUUAUAUGGUUGGACCCAUUUUGCUAAGUUAUCAUAAUCGGUCUGAGAAGGCCUUUGUUUGCUCUCAUCCUGCCUUUUGGAAAGUGAGACGCUGUGUGUGUAGGGCGCUUAUUUUCUUUCAGGAAAAUGUCUACGCCUACCUUGUAAAUGGUAUAAUCUAAAUAAAUGUACCACUGAACACUUGGUGUUGGUGUGAUUGGACUUUUCAAUCCAAACAAGUGUUUUCCUCUCAUUUCCUCUGUUUUAUGUAUUCUGUCUCUGUUCUGUUUUGCUAUUAUUUGUUAUUUGGGACAAUAAAGGGUUA
This is a messenger RNA of Carassius auratus (goldfish), 4473 nucleotides long. RefSeq names its product rap guanine nucleotide exchange factor 4. Bases 449 to 3466 code for a protein of 1005 amino acids. Gene Ontology annotation, biological process: Ras protein signal transduction. Gene Ontology annotation, cellular component: plasma membrane. The record is from RefSeq and is a predicted model, not a curated record. The transcript is spliced from 30 exons. Gene Ontology annotation, molecular function: guanyl-nucleotide exchange factor activity. Lineage: Eukaryota; Metazoa; Chordata; Actinopteri; Cypriniformes; Cyprinidae.